AUGAAACCACAAUAUGUUCGCUUUGUCAUGUCACCCAACAACAAUGUUCAACCACAAAAUUCACAUUACUUGAAAUUGAACUCAGUGCAUAAAGUCCUACACCAAAACAAUGUCGUUUCUUCGUUACAAAUUCUAAAUGGAAUUAAUCCUCCAGCUACUGCUACUUUACCAACUCGUCUUAUUAUAAAUUCAUCUCCAAAAACAUUUACUCUUUCUAGUCCGAUAACACCACAAACGAUAAAUAAAUCAACAGCUGGAAUAACAAUUCUCGAACAAGUUCCAAAUUCAUCAUCUGUCGUCGAUAUGCCAAUCGCACGAUCAACGACUGCUGAGUCCCCAUUAUCAGCAGAAACGCUGAUGAGCCCUGUUACGACUAUGACAAAAUCAAAAUCAACAGCAGCAAACAAAAAUACGAAAAACGAAUUGGUAUAUCUUGAAUCGACAACACGCGCAACAAAGAAACAGACAAAAAGAUAA
Messenger RNA from Rotaria socialis, 477 nucleotides. The record is from the annotation of a GenBank genome assembly. NCBI's taxonomy places the organism in Eukaryota, Metazoa, Rotifera, Eurotatoria, Philodinida, Philodinidae.